CGGCGCGCCUGGACCCCGGCCCUUCUCUGGGUGGGAAAGCUCUCGGCCGCUUUCCGGCUUCACUCCUUCCUCGCAGACUGGGCUCCCAGCCUCCUCUCUCCUUUUCCUGGACCGGGUCUCACCCCCGUCGGUCCCCUUCCUUUAGCUCAGGCUCCCGACCCCUUCCCUCAGCCCACAGUCCCAAGCUCCUCACUCACUUUCCUCCGCCAAAGGUCCCAGCCUUUGCUCUUCCUUUCCCUUGGCCGGGGUCCUGCCUAUCCUGUCCCUUCCUCUGUCCGCAGGGCUCACUCUUCCCCUCUUCCCCUCUCCCAGGCCUGGAGUUCCAUACCUUUCGUCUCCCGUGGUCCUACCUGGAUCCUUGUCCCUCUUCCCUAGUUUGGAGUUCCAGAUUGCGAACCCAGCCUCCCUCCACCCCCAGGGGAGUGCUUCCACGAAAAUACCUCUCUAAAACAUGAACUUUUUCUAGAGACUACUCCAGUCUCUCUUCCCACUUGCUGACUCCCUUGCUACCUAUGUGCCAGGUUUUGCUCUCACUUAUCUAAGGGUUGAGGCCUGCUGGGCUGGGGAAGCAGCAUGAUGCAUCUGUGGUCUGGCAUCUGUGGCCUCUCUCCACCUCGAAUCUUUCCUUCCUUACUUGUGGCGGUAGCCUUGGUGGGGCUGCUACCUGUUCUCAGCAGCCAUGGCCUCCAGCCCAGCCCUACUGCCAGCACCAUCCGAGGCUCAGAACCACCCCGGGAACGCUCCAUUGGGGAUGUCACCACUGCUCCACCGGAGAUCACCCCAGAGAGCCGCCCUGUUAACCAUUCCGUCACUGACCAUGACAUGAAGCCGAGAAAGGCCUUUCCAGUCCUGGGCAUCGACUACACACAUGUGCGCACACCCUUCGAGAUCUCCCUCUGGAUCCUGCUGGCCUGCCUUAUGAAGAUAGGUUUCCAUGUGAUCCCCACGAUCUCGAGCAUCGUCCCAGAGAGCUGCCUGCUGAUCGUGGUGGGGCUGCUGGUGGGGGGCCUGAUCAAGGGCGUGGGCGAGACGCCCCCCUUCCUGCAGUCGGACGUCUUCUUCCUCUUCCUGCUGCCGCCCAUCAUCCUGGACGCGGGCUACUUCCUGCCGCUGCGGCAGUUCACAGAGAACCUGGGCACCAUCCUGAUCUUCGCGGUGGUAGGCACGCUGUGGAACGCCUUCUUCCUGGGUGGCCUCAUGUACGCCGUGUGCCUGGUGGGCGGCGAGCAGAUCAACAACAUCGGCCUCCUGGACAACCUGCUCUUCGGCAGCAUCAUCUCGGCCGUGGACCCCGUGGCCGUCCUGGCUGUCUUCGAGGAAAUUCACAUCAACGAGCUGCUGCAUAUCCUCGUCUUUGGGGAGUCCCUGCUCAAUGACGCCGUCACUGUGGUCCUGUAUCACCUCUUUGAGGAGUUUGCCAGCUAUGACCAUGUGGGCAUCGUGGACAUCGUCCUCGGCUUCCUGAGCUUCUUCGUGGUGGCCCUGGGCGGGGUGUUUGUGGGCGUGGUCUACGGGGUCAUCGCAGCCUUCACCUCCCGAUUUACCUCCCACAUCCGCGUCAUCGAGCCGCUCUUCGUCUUCCUCUACAGCUACAUGGCCUACCUGUCAGCCGAACUCUUCCACCUGUCGGGCAUCAUGGCACUCAUCGCCUCGGGAGUGGUGAUGCGGCCCUACGUGGAGGCCAACAUCUCCCACAAGUCCCACACUACUAUCAAAUAUUUCCUGAAGAUGUGGAGCAGCGUCAGUGAGACCCUCAUCUUCAUCUUCCUUGGCGUCUCCACCGUGGCCGGCUCCCACCACUGGAACUGGACCUUCGUCAUCAGCACCCUGCUCUUCUGCCUCAUCGCCCGCGUGCUGGGUGUGCUGGGCCUGACCUGGUUCAUCAACAAGUUCCGCAUCGUGAAGCUGACCCCCAAGGACCAGUUCAUCAUCGCCUACGGGGGCCUGCGAGGGGCCAUCGCCUUCUCCCUGGGCUACCUCCUGGACAAGAAGCACUUCCCCAUGUGUGACUUGUUCCUGACCGCCAUCAUCACCGUCAUCUUCUUCACUGUCUUUGUGCAGGGCAUGACCAUUCGGCCCCUGGUAGACCUACUGGCUGUGAAGAAAAAGCAAGAAACGAAGCGCUCCAUCAACGAGGAGAUCCACACACAGUUCCUGGACCACCUUCUGACAGGCAUCGAGGACAUCUGUGGCCACUAUGGCCACCACCACUGGAAGGACAAAAUCAACCGGUUUAAUAAGAAGUACGUGAAGAAGUGUCUGAUAGCCGGCGAGCGCUCCAAGGAGCCCCAGCUCAUCGCCUUCUACCACAAGAUGGAGAUGAAGCAGGCCAUUGAGCUGGUGGAGAGCGGGGGCAUGGGCAAGAUCCCCUCUGCUGUCUCCACCGUCUCCAUGCAGAACAUCCAUCCCAAAUCCCUGCCAUCUGAGCGCAUCCUGCCGGCGUUGUCCAAGGAUAAGGAAGAGGAGAUCCGCAAAAUCCUGAGGAACAACUUGCAGAAGACCAGGCAGCGGCUGCGGUCCUACAACAGACACACGCUGGUGGCAGACCCCUAUGAAGAGGCCUGGAACCAGAUGCUACUCCGGAGACAGAAGGCCCGGCAGCUGGAGCAGAAGAUGAACAACUACCUGACGGUGCCGGCCCACAAGCUGGACUCUCCCACCAUGUCGCGGGCCCGCAUCGGCUCAGACCCCCUGGCCUACGAGCCGAAGGCAGACUUGCCCGUCAUCACCAUCGACCCAGCCUCCCCGCAGUCGCCCGAGUCUGUGGACCUGGUGAACGAGGAGCUGAAGGGCAAGGUCUUGGGGCUGGGCCAGGAUCCAGCAAGCGUGGCUGAGGAAGAUGAGGAUGAUGACGGGGGCAUCAUGAUGCGGAGCAAGGAGCCUUCAUCCCCAGGCACCGACGACGUCUUCACCCCUGGGCCACGUGACAGCCCCAGCACCCAGAGGAUACAGCGCUGCCUCAGUGACCCAGGCCCCCACCCUGAGCCUGGGGAAGGAGAGCCGUUCAUCCCCAAGGGGCAGUAGCACCAGGGCCACGGGCAGCGCCUGUCCCACCAGACUCUCCCACCAGAGCAGGGGCUGCUGGGGGCCCCCCUCACCCUUCCUGACCUGGAUCCGCCCUGCCCCUCCCCCACCGCAUGGCAGCUGGGCCCAGAGGCCACCACACUCCCCCAACCCCCACCGCACGGCUUCCCCUGCCUCCUGGGAAGCAUCCUCCUGCCAGAACUGCCUCCCAAACCACUGGCAGAACUGCUGGGGCUGGUGAGGCAGGCCCUGCCCCUUCCCCAGGCCCAGGCCCCCCCAUACCUGGACUAGGGCCUCAGAGGCCCCCCCUACACUCCAUCACCUCCCUGUUCAGACCAAUCUGAUUUCCAACCAAAGAGGCUCUGGCUCAGCUGUGGUCCCACCCAGGAAGGGAAGGCGCUGAGGCCUCCUUUAUCAGGGGAAGCACAGGCAUGUGGCUUGGGGGAGGGAUCGGUGACCCAUGGGGGUCUCACCCUACUCCUGCCAGCUCUGUCACCCUGGCUGGCCACUCCAACCUGUCCUCACUCAGAGCUGCAGUCUGAGAGCGUCUCUGAGCUGCUCUGCCUGGAGCUGGGGUGCUUUGUGCAGAGACAAGUGUCAUGACAGCUUUCCAAACUGUGCUCCUACGGGGACCACUGGGCCCUUUAGGCGCUGCUGCCAGGGGAGGGACUGUCUGGGCUCCAGAAAGUGCCGCCUUUUUAUGUCUUGUCUGUUCAUGCUUCCAUGUAGGAUUCUGUCUGCACAGAGGGCACUCCUGUUUUUAAAAUGUUUUAAAACCCCUGGCCGAAGAGAGCUCUGCCCUCUAUCUUCUUCCUCCCACUCCAGAGAAUUACCCCUCCUCAUUCAUGCCUGUCUGUCCAGCCCCCUCCAGUCAGUCCUCUGCCUGCUGGGCUCUUAAGUGGUGCCCAAAGGCUCUGAUUGCAGCAGUGACUCCCCAACCCUAAUCAUGAUUCUCUCCAACCUCACAGACGCUGGGCCUCUUGGCAACUGCCUGGCUCUUGGGCCUAACCCUAAGUUCCUGCUGGCCUGGUCUUACUUCCUCCACCCCAGGGUUGGCCCCUGGAACCUCUCCCUCGUGUGCACCACACCCAGCUACCGGGGAGCCCAGUCCUGGGAGAGGAGGCCUUCCCUGAGGAUCUUUUGUUGCCAGGGCUGGUAGGUUGGGCAGAAUGCUGGGCCCCCGUGGCCUUUGCUCACAAGCACUCCCCACCCUUAGCCCCACCGUGGCCAGGCCUGUUGGUGUUUGUCCUCCCCCCAGGGCACUCCCUUCCCCAGGAUCGUGCAAUAGUCAGAGCGUCCCUCUUUCCAGUGGACUGGGCCACGAGUCCUUGGCCAUCUGUCCACCCUCUCCAUGCAAGUGCUGUUUUGAGCAGGAGUCACCAUACAAGGGUGACGUCGACAACCAUG
This is a messenger RNA of Propithecus coquereli (Coquerel's sifaka), 4431 nucleotides long. RefSeq names its product solute carrier family 9, subfamily A (NHE1, cation proton antiporter 1), member 1 (gene SLC9A1). Gene Ontology annotation, cellular component: membrane. Bases 574 to 3024 code for a protein of 816 amino acids. The transcript has 12 exons. The record is from RefSeq and is a predicted model, not a curated record. Lineage: Eukaryota; Metazoa; Chordata; Mammalia; Primates; Indriidae. Gene Ontology annotation, molecular function: sodium:proton antiporter activity. Gene Ontology annotation, biological process: sodium ion transport; regulation of pH; proton transmembrane transport.